AUGCGACGUCUGAAAGCUUCGCCCAUGUUCUGGCUGCACAUCCCAAAGUGCGGCACCAGCUUCGCCAAUACAGUAAUGCAUAUGCCGAACAUGUGCCCGGGUUUGGGGGAGAAUUUGAGUAUCGAUGAUGAGCAGUUCGGAAAGUGCUUCGAGCGUACCCUGCAGAAGAACUGCCUGCAGUGGUGUGAUCAGAGUCUUAUUCAUUGUAGUUGGCCAAUACAAGCUCAUCAGUUUUUGUCAGAUGAGAAGUACGAGGAAUACAAGGGCAAAUUUGUGGCACUUCUACGUCAACCCGAGCAGCGUUUGCUAUCUGCCUACACUGAUGAUGGUGACCUGUUCCGAGCAGAGCCCUAUAUCGGCAUAUGUGCUGAAAAUCGCACACCUGAACGAAUCCUGUCACUGGAUGAGUUUAAAUCCAAAUGGGCUCACUGGGCGACAGGGCAGAUCGUCGGCCAUCUUCCAGCUACCUUAGCAGAUGUCCCAGUGGCGCUGCAAAGAUUGAGAGAAGGCUUUGCAUUUGUAGGUUUGCAGGAAGAGUGGGACCUGUCUGUAUGCCUCUUUCAUACCAAAUUUGGAGGGCCCUGCCGCAACUUGGAAUUUCUGGAUACACGGCCGAGUGACAGAGCCACCGGAAACACAAGCGAAUACGAUACCUCAAUACUGGAUGGGUGGGUGGAUGAAAUUGAUGGUCCUGUCUAUACAGAGGCCCAACGCUUGUUCUAUGAUGAUUUGAAACGGUACGGUGUUUCGCAUGUUCAACGAAAAGACGAAGAAAUGGGAGAUGAAGCCGGGAAUGCCUUCAGGGCACGUGCUGAAUGCCACCACAACUAUGGCCCCUUGGCCGCGAAGCGAUUGGAAAGGGAUGGGGUUUGGUGUUUGCUGGAGGCCGGUUUCUACGGCAAUGUUGCUCAGUUUCCGGUGGAUUUCAAGUAUCCUCUGAACAUCAUCGCGCUGAUUUACGGGUUUUUCAUCGAUAUGGUCGUGGAGCGUCGUUUCAUCGCCUUCUAUGGUCUCGUCGGGGCCGUCUCGGGUGUUGUGACUUUGAUCAACGAGGUCAUCUUGAAGGAACUCUUGAAACAGCCACGCCCCUAUGGUUCCGCCAACCGAAAGCAGGGCAGCCCCAGUAUCGAUGAUGAGCAGUUCGGAAAGUGCUUCGAGCGUACCCUGCAGAAGAACUGCCUGCAGUGGUGUGAUCAGAGUCUUAUUCAUUGUAAUUGGCCAAUACAAGCUCAUCAGUUUUUGUCAGAUGAGAAGUACGAGGAAUACAAGGGCAAAUUUGUGGCACUUCUACGUCAACCCGAGCAGCGUUUGCUAUCUGCCUACGCUGAUGAUGGUGACCUGUUCCGAGCAGAGCCCUAUAUCGGCAUAUGUGCUGAAAAUCGCACACCUGAACGAAUCCUGUCACUGGAUGAGUUUAAAUCCAAAUGGGCUCACUGGGCGACAGGGCAGAUCGUCGGCCAUCUUCCAGCUACCUUAGCAGAUGUCCCAGUGGCGCUGCAAAGAUUGAGAGAAGGCUUUGCAUUUGUAGGUUUGCAGGAAGAGUGGGACCUGUCUGUAUGCCUCUUUCAUACCAAAUUUGGAGGGCCCUGCCGCAACUUGGAAUUUCUGGAUACACGGCCGAGUGACAGAGCCACCGGAAACACAAGCGAAUACGAUACUUCAAUACUGGAUGGGUGGGUGGAUGAAAUUGAUGGUCCUGUCUAUACAGAGGCCCAACGCUUGUUCUAUGAUGAUUUGAAACGGUACGGUGUUUCGCAUGAGACUUGCCAAGCAUGUUAUCAAGAAGCCAAUGUGGCAUGA
This is a messenger RNA of Cladocopium goreaui, 1800 nucleotides long. The record is from the annotation of a GenBank genome assembly. Lineage: Eukaryota; Dinophyceae; Suessiales; Symbiodiniaceae.